AUGGCAUCAACACUAUUCUCUUCACUUAUAAACAGAACCCAAAAUCUGGCAGCAAAUGCAAUCACGAGAAGAUCAUACAGCAAAAAAGUAACAACUCAAAGGAACAACCUUUAUUCAAGAAUCAGUCCACUUGGUGACCCGAGUAUCAGUUUGGCUCCAGUGCUUGAUCAGUGGGUUGAAGAGGGCAAAAAAGUUAAAGACUUUGAGCUUCGAUCAAUUGUUAAAGGCCUUCGUGCACGCAAACGAUUUACACAAGCUCUUGAGGUUUCUCGGUGGAUGAGUAGCAACAGCACUUUCUCACCAUCUGACCAUGCUGUGCGGAUGGAUCUGAUUGAUAAACUUCAUGGGCUGGAAUCUGCUGAGAGCUACUUCAAUAACUUGGAUGAAAAGGACAAAAUUGACAAAACAUAUGGUGCUCUAUUGUUUUGUUAUACAAGAAGUGGUCUUGUUGACAAGUCCCUUUCCCAUAUGCAGAAGAUGAAGGAGUUGGGUUUUGCUUCCACUGUUCUCAACUACAAUGACCUCAUGUGCCUCUACCUGAACACUGGCCAGCUAGAGAAAGUUCCUGAUGUGUUUUCAGAUAUGAAGGAGAAUGGUAUUCUCCCUGACCUUUUCAGCUACAGAAUUUGCUUGAAAUCUUACUGGGAAAGAUCUGAUAUUGAUAAUGUUGAGAAAAUUCUACGAGAAAUGGAGAGCCAGUCGCUUAUCUCAAUGGAUUGGACGACAUAUGCUACAGUAGCCAACAUCUACAUAGAAGCAGGUCUGAAAGAAAAAGCACUUGUCUACUUGAAAAAUUGUGAACAGAAUGUUAAUAAAAAUGCACUAGGCUACAAUCAUUUAAUUUCGCUCUAUGCAAGUCUUGGGAACAAGGAUGAGAUGAUGAGGUUGUGGGGGCUUGCAAAAGCCAACUGUAAGAAGCAACUCAAUAGAGAUUAUAUAACCAUUUUAGGAUGUCUAGUCAGGCUUGGUCACCUUGAAGAAGCUGAGAAAUUGCUGCAGGACUGGGAAUCAUCUUGCCAAUAUUAUGAUUUUCGAGUUCCAAAUGUUCUCCUCAUUGGGUAUUCUCAGACAGGUUUAGUGGAAAAAGCUGAAACAAUGCUUCACGGCAUAUUAGAAAAACAAAAGAUGAAAAAUCCUAAUAGUUGGGCUAUUAUUGCAGCAGGUUAUAUGGAUAAGCAGGAUAUGAAAAAGGUUUUUGAAUGCGUGAAAGAAGCUCUGGCUGCUGCUGCAGAGACAGAAAAUAAGGCGUGGAGACCCAAACCUACACUGGUUUCUAGCAUAUUGAAUUGGCUUGGUGAUAAUGGGGAUGCUGAAGAAGUAGAAGCAUUUGUGUGCUUGUUGGAGACUAAGAUCCCAAAAAGUAGGGAAAUGUAUCAUUCGCUAAUCAAGGCAUGUAUCAGAUGUGGGAAAGAAGUGGAUGGACUCUUGGAGAACAUGAAAACUGACAAGAUAGAUGAAGAUGAGGAAACAAAGACAAUUCUUAGUUCAAGACAGCCAGAAUAA
Molecule: messenger RNA, 1503 nt
Organism: Dovyalis caffra
Lineage: Eukaryota; Viridiplantae; Streptophyta; Magnoliopsida; Malpighiales; Salicaceae
Source: the annotation of a GenBank genome assembly